Molecule: messenger RNA, 846 nt
Organism: Trichoplax adhaerens
Lineage: Eukaryota; Metazoa; Placozoa; Uniplacotomia; Trichoplacea; Trichoplacidae
Exons: 6
Coding region: 1-846 (281 amino acids)
Biological process (GO): fatty acid beta-oxidation using acyl-CoA oxidase; lipid homeostasis
Cellular component (GO): peroxisome
Molecular function (GO): acyl-CoA oxidase activity; fatty acid binding; FAD binding
Source: RefSeq, a predicted model, not a curated record
AUGCGUGGAACUGAUGAUCGCCAACGCAUACCUCAGUAUAGCAGAUUGGAGUGUAGACGAGCUUGCGGCGGGCAUGGUUAUUCAUCGGCCUGCGGUAUAGGUCAUAUUUAUAAUAAUUGGUUAGCGACUUGCACAUACGAAGGCGAAAACACUGUUAUGUACCUUCAGUCAGCUAAAUAUUUACUUCGUUGUGUCAAGAAUCCAAAGUCUGCACCUUUAGGUGUAUCAGCAGUCUUACAUAAUCCACCAUGUAAACAUUGGGAUAUUAAGAAUAUGCAAGAUCUAGAGAAGACGAAUACAGUACUAGAAGCUUAUAGAGCUAGAGCAUAUAAAAAAGUAGCUAUUGCUGAUAAAUACCUUCGCGAAUUACAAUCUGGUGGCGAUACUAGUUACGAUGCUUGGAAUAAAUCUGGAAUUAAAUUAGUGGAUUGCGCAAAGGCAUUUACUCACUAUUUCGUAAUAAAGACAUUUUUUAAUAUGAUUGAGAAAUCGCGCUUGGGACAAUCUUGUCAUCUACAGUUACAUAGACUAUCUAUUCUGCUAGCUUUACAUGGCAUAGAUCAAAAUACUGGCGAUUUUAUGCUUGACAACUUCAUCGAUUUUGAACAAAUCAAACUCAUUCGAGUAAAAAUAUUAGAACUAUUUAGUGAAAUUCGACCGGUCGCAGUUUGUUUAGUUGACGCAUUCGAUAUACCGGAUCAGACGCUACUAUCUGUUCUCGGUAGAUAUGAUGGCGACGUUUAUAACAAACUAUUCGAAUGGGCAAAAGAGGCGCCUUUGAAUAAAACUCAAGUUCGUUAUCUAUUAGUAGUAGUCAUAGAUUGUGUGUUCGUUUAUUUAGCUUAG